AUGGACGACAAACCGACCGCCGGCGAGGAGCACUACAGCCUCCGCUGGAACAACCACCAGGCGCAUCUGUUACGUUCUUUCGAAGCCCUGCUCCAUGCGGAGACGCUCGUGGACGUCACCCUCGUCUGCGCCGAACGCCGCGUCCGCGCUCACAAAGUGCUACUCGGUGCGUGUAGCCCGCUGUUUCGUCGGAUAUUCAGCGAAAACCCAUGCAAGCAUCCCGUGAUCGUGCUAAAGGACUUCCAAGGAUGGGAAGUGCAGGCGGUUGUGGAUUUCAUGUACCGCGGCGAGGUAUCAGUGGCGCAAGAACAGCUCGGUACUGUGAUACGUGCGGGGGAAUCGUUACAAGUGCGGGGCCUGGCUGACCAGGAUGUGUCUGAAGCGAUUGAAUCUGAAAGAUCGCCUGUUAACAGCCCGCCGACAGGGCCAGCAGCCGUGUCACCACCUGCGAGUCCUCACAGUCCCCAGCCCCGGCGUAAACAGGCAAGGCCUCGACGCCGUUCAGGAGAAUCAGAUACGCCCGAAAACUUGUCUAUGCGGCGGUCACCCAGUGGCUUGAAAGCUGUUCGACUAUCGCGAGGAAGGUCUCCACACAAACAAGAGCCUGAGGAGCCUGAAACAGAAGCCCCACCGCCACCGAGAAUGUUCCCACCGCACCAGGACAUGUUCCCGCCCGUGCCGCCAGGAGUAUCAGCGCUUUCCCUGACACCUCCUCACAGUAAGUAA
This is a messenger RNA of Pieris macdunnoughi, 726 nucleotides long. The record is from the annotation of a GenBank genome assembly. Lineage: Eukaryota; Metazoa; Arthropoda; Insecta; Lepidoptera; Pieridae.